This is a messenger RNA of Zophobas morio, 2421 nucleotides long. Its product is annotated as LMBR1 domain-containing protein 2 homolog. The coding region runs from base 91 to 2190 and encodes 699 amino acids. The record is from RefSeq and is a predicted model, not a curated record. NCBI's taxonomy places the organism in Eukaryota, Metazoa, Arthropoda, Insecta, Coleoptera, Tenebrionidae. Gene Ontology annotation, cellular component: membrane. The transcript has 10 exons.
AAGUUUCACUCUCGAGAAGCUCGAAAAAAUGCAACAAGAAGCCCAAAAGGCACAAACAGAAAGUCCAAAACAAGAGUGAGUUCAGUCAAGAUGAAUUACGGACCUUUGAUCUCCAAAAUUCUACUAUCGUUCAUUCUUGCCGCCACAGUUCUGUAUAGAUAUGGCAACUGGUUCAGGCACCACAUUAUUGUAACUCUCAUUGUGUUACUAGCUUGGUACUUUAGUUUCCUUAUUAUAUUCGCGCUGCCUUUGGAUGUGAUUUCAACCGUUUAUCGUCAGUGCAAAGAAGAACAUGACAUACCCGCUGUAAACGCUUCUUUGCACGCAAAUUUCACAAAUAAAGAAAAAUGCGAGGAGCCUUGGAGCCAAGUUCCCGACGAGGUUUUUCCAAAUUUGUGGCACACGGUCUACUGGAGCACCCAAUGCCUAACUUGGCUUGUGAUGCCAAUGAUGCAGUCAUACAUCAAAGCGGGUGACUUCACGGUCAAAGGCAAGCUAAAAUCGGCCAUAAUCGACAACGCCAUCUAUUACGGCUCCUACUUGUUAAUCUGCGGCGUCUUGCUUAUUUAUCUAGCCUUAAAACCAGGUAUAGACUUAGACUGGUCAAAACUGAAAGCUAUCGCUUCCUCGGCGAGCAAUACGUGGGGUUUGUUCCUCCUGGUGCUACUAUUUGGAUACGCUUUGGUGGAAGUUCCUAGGACGCUCUGGAACAACUCGAAUCGUAGCUUCGUACUUACGCGUUCUUAUUUUAAGGCAGCUAAACUUAGCUCUGAUAAGUGCGAGGCGGAGGAGACCGUCGACGAUGUGCUCGAGUCGUUGCAAGCCGUUUCUUUGGCGGUGCCUCCAGGACAUCCGCUUCACCUGAACUUGGAGACUAUUUUACAAAAGGUGCCUACGGAGUUGAGGGAUAGGAUGAGUCGACGGCAACUGCCGGAUGACACGCCCACAGAUGUUCCUACUGAGAAGGCUCUGAUCAGGCUGCACAAACAGACUAUAAAGUCACUACAAGUACUUCAAAGAACGGAAACGCAGUGGAACCUCCUAGUCGAGAAAAUCUUCGAUUUAGAAGACACUUUAAAAAACCAAAUUUCUCGAGACAGACGCUUUAAGCGCACAUUUCAAAAGCCGCGCACAUAUUUAAGAAGGUUUUUGUACGUCCCGAUCGUUGAAUGGUACUGGAAGUGUGUAGUGUAUGGCUACACCCAGAAGCUACUAGCCGUUUUAGCUGGAAUUUUUUCGGUCGCUGUCGUCUGGUCGGAAGUGACUUUCUUCAACAAAGAGCCAGUUUUAUCUAUUUUUGCUCUUAUAAUAGUAAACUGGGCCAAGUUUAACUAUGACUACUUUACUAUAGAGCUAUUAUCGACGAUAAUAAUUUUGUACUUGUGCUAUUGUGCCUAUUCCACAGUACUCAAAAUAAAGCUCCUCAAUUUGUAUUACUUGGCACCUCAUCACCAGACAAACGAGUACAGUUUAAUAUUCUCGGGGAUGAUGUUAAGUCGUUUGACGCCGCCACUGUGCUUAAACUUCUUAGGCCUGAUCCACAUGGACAGCCACAUUAUAAAAAAGCAAGUCAUGGAGACGCAGUACACGCAAAUCAUGGGUCACAUGGACGUCAUCGCCAUUAUUUCAGACGGCUUCAACGUCUAUUUUCCAAUGGCGAUUUUAGUUUUUUGUUUAGCGACGUAUUUCAGCGUAGGGUCGAGACUCUUGUCAAUGUUAGGUUUCCACCAGUUCAUCGGUGACGACGAAAUGACUACCGAUUUAGUGGAAGAAGGCCGCGAGUUAAUCAAAAGAGAGAAGCGCAAGCGUCAACGUUCGGAAGAGUCGUCGUCGAGACGAAGAGAAUUUAACGAGCGAUUCCCCACUACAGGCAGGUAUAGGCAGAGAGGCAGCAACGAUACAAUACGUCCGAUGACCCAGUUGGAGAAUUUGGAUGGUACUCGAUCGAACUUGCUGCAAGAGUCGCACCCUUUGGAGUCCUACGACGGCACUCGGUAUACCACCGAAGUGGACACCCGGUUUCCCCCCGAUACGGAUGAUAUUGACGCUCGAUUCGGAGCUAGUACGAGAAUUAACGAGCGAUAUACCAGCUCGCGCGAGCUGGAACCGAGAUUCUCCGAUAAUUACCAGUUGGAUAGCAACUAUCGACGGGUUGGGGCGCCCCCUCGUGGCAUUUUCGAUGACGUUUAAUAAUUUUAAGUAAACAUUCUAAGUCAUUUGUUAUUUUUUGUAUUAUGUUAAAAAGUUAUAUUUUUAUAUUGUUUAUAAGCGGUUUAGUUGGAUAGUAGUUUACAUUUAACACCGUAGAAGAGUCCAUACGUUCCAUCUUUCUCUAAUGUAGCGUAGUAGUUUGUCAACUUUUUACCCGAUAGUAAUUACUGUUGGAUGUAACCUUCAAAUAAAAACAGUUUACCAGAAUAA